AAUUUAUACCUCAAAGCUUCUUAAAUGUUCUGCUAGUCAUUUUUCUUAGCCUUAAUUCCAGCUGAAUUGUACUUUUUCAGCAAGCGAAAUACGCUUAGCAAUGGAGCCUAGGUCUGCCAAGUUUUUUUUUGAGGCGUCUCUGCUGUAUCAUGAUAAGUGCCAGGAGCUAUCACGGUUCUUCUUGCAGUAUUCUUUCAAGGCAAAUGCUCUAUCGAAGAAAAAGAACAGUCUCUCCAGUUUGUUUCAGGACACCUGUUACUGUUCGUACUGUCACCAGUGGCUGAAGCCCGACAAUCAUCGGGUGCGUCUGUGGCCCAAGCGGCGUCCGUCAGCACAAGUGCAGAGAAUCCUGCUCAGGAGUAAGAGAGGGAAACGGCUAAGCCUGGCGCAGAAAAGGCUGCUGCUUCGUUUCCAAAAGUCCUCCUCAUUUCUGAUGGCCACCUGCCACGCCUGCAGCAAGACAACCAGACACAAAGGCGUGAACAGGGAUUUUCUGUCUACCUUCGCUAAAACCCACUGCACUCCAGGGAGCGCCGGCAAGCACAAGACUCCUCAGUCCAGCAUCAAGUCUAACACGACGACUCCCAGGCCUCCUGGAACAAACAAGACUCCCACUAGCACACCCAGAUCCUCCGUUUCUUACAAUGUUUCAGCAUCGAGCUCCACUUCCUCCAAGUCUUCCACAAAAACCAAAACCUCGGUCGUCCAGCGUCUCAGCAAGAUUCUCCUGCGAGAGGACAGCCAGAGCAGCAAGAAGGGAGGCUUGAAGGAUUUCCUCUGCUCGCUUUGAGUCUCCUGGAUGCACGCCGUCUUUAUUAUUGCUCUUAAAGAACGAGGCGUAGGAGAGCCAUGUCCACCUUGUUUUCUCCUGAAGCUAAAGGAGGAACCUUAUAGCUUAGGUUUCUGAGCCGACUGUUGUUGGGCUGAUUGGUGUGGCGCUCCUGAAGUCCUGACAGUAACCGCGGAGAGCACGGAGCGUUUGAUCAGCUAACACGUUUUUAUUCACGUGAAAGGGAAUUCCUCCUCCGUCUAAUUUCAAUCAUCA
This is a messenger RNA of Nematolebias whitei (Rio pearlfish), 1045 nucleotides long. RefSeq names its product chromosome 19 C18orf21 homolog (gene rmp24). The coding region runs from base 101 to 790 and encodes 229 amino acids. The transcript is spliced from 5 exons. The record is from RefSeq and is a predicted model, not a curated record. Lineage: Eukaryota; Metazoa; Chordata; Actinopteri; Cyprinodontiformes; Rivulidae.